AUGGCCAAAAACCAAGCAAAGUCGGCCUCCAACUCAAACCCAGUUUAUCUUGAUGGAUGGUUGAAAGAUGGUCAAAAAGUAAAAUCCAACCCCGACUCCAACAAAGUUUACCUUGAUGGCUGGUUGAAAGACAGCCAAGCAAAAUCCAACCCUAACUCCAAUCAAGUAUACCUUGAUGGUUGGUUGAAAGACAACCAAGAAAAGUCGAUCUCCAACUCAAACCCAGUCUAUCUAGAUGGAUGGUUGAAAGAUGUUCAAAAAGCAAAAUCCAACCCCAAUUCCAACCAAGUUGACCUUGAUGGCUGGUUGAAAGAUAGCCAAGUAAAAUCCAACCCUAACUCCAAUCAAGUUUAUCUUGAUGGUUGGUUGAAAGAUAGCCAAGCAAAGUCGGCCUCAAACUCAAUUUAUCUUGAUGGAUGGUUGAAAGAUGUUCAAAAAGCAAAAUCCAAUCCCAACUCCAACCAAGUUUACCUUGAUGGCUGGUUGAAAGAUAGCCAAGCAAAAUCAAACCCUAACUCCAAUCAAGUAUACCUUGAUGGUUGGUUGAAAGACAGCCAAGAAAAGUCGGCCUCCAACUCAAACCCCGUUUAUCUUGAUGGAUGGUUAAAAGAUAGUCAACCAAAAUCCAACUCCAACCAAGUUUACCUUGAUGGCUGGUUGAAAGACAACAUAGCAAAGUCGAACCCUAACACUAACCCGGUUUAUCUUGAUGGAUGGUUGAAAGAUGGCAAAGAGCAUAUGGAAAGAACUACUCACAACUUCAAUCAAGCUUAUCUUGAUGGUUGGUUAAAAGAUAGACAAGUUUAG
Messenger RNA from Trifolium pratense (red clover), 807 nucleotides. RefSeq lists its product as uncharacterized. The transcript has 2 exons. NCBI's taxonomy places the organism in Eukaryota, Viridiplantae, Streptophyta, Magnoliopsida, Fabales, Fabaceae. The record is from RefSeq and is a predicted model, not a curated record. Bases 1 to 807 code for a protein of 268 amino acids.